AUGCUCCAGUUCAACGUCACACUGCAAGUCGGGAAUUGGGUCUUCACGUCUCCCUUUACCAGCCGCGCCCCGUCCUUGGAUGCUUUCGUAGCAGAUGUGAUCUCGCCUCCUCUGCAGAGAGAUCACCAGUCUCCAGCACCUUUCGAGUCGAACAAGAUGUCGUCGAUACGGAGCUCAAGACCAGGUCUGAUCCCUCGAUUGGCCCGCUCAUUACCCCGGACUCAGAUUCAGAUCCACCCUCGUUCUCGCCCAGGGCUCCCAUGCCAGCGACGACCCGCCGUCCCCAUACUCCCCACGGGGAACGGGAGCAAGCGAACCAUCGCCACCUUCACACCUCCGUACCAGGCCCAAGUCAUAUCUACGAUCCAGUCUGUAAUAGAUACCAGCAGCGAUGAGUUCAAGGAGAACCAGCUGGCCAUGGACGAGGCCAUGGCCCGCUUGACCGAGCUCACACGCAAAGUCCAGCAGGGCGGGCCGCCAAAAGCAAGAGAGAAGCACCUGGCAAGGAAAAAGAUGUUGCCUCGGGACAGAGUCACGGCGCUGAUAGACCCGGGCACAACAUUCAUGGAGCUGGGCGGUCUGGCUGGUCAUGAGCUAUAUCCGGAGGCGGAGGUACCUGCCGCAGGCAUCAUCACGGGCGUAGGCGUUGUGGAGGGGGUGACAUGCGUGAUUGUUGCCAACGACAGCACUGUGAAGGGCGGAACAUACUACCCAAUCACUGUUAAAAAGCAUCUGAGGGCGCAGGCUGUCGCUCAGGAGAACAAGUUACCAUGUAUCUACCUUGUGGACUCCGGCGGCGCGAACCUGCCUCACCAGUCCGAUGUCUUCCCCGACCGCGAUCACUUCGGCCGCAUCUUCUACAACCAAGCACGCAUGUCUGCAGCCGGAAUCCCACAAAUAUCUGUUGUUAUGGGACCUUGUACAGCAGGAGGCGCCUACGUCCCCGCCAUGUCAGACGAGAGCAUCAUUGUACAGGAGCAGGGGCACAUCUUCCUCGCUGGUCCGCCCUUGGUCAAAGCUGCGACGGGAGAGUCAGUCAGUGCCGAAGACUUGGGCGGAGGCAAAAUGCAUUCGAGUGUCUCAGGUGUGACUGACUAUCUGGCCGUGGACGAUGCACACGCCCUUGUCCUGGCGAGACGGUGCGUCAGUAAUCUGAACUGGCCUCAGAAGACAGGCUCGCCACAACAAAAGGAAACUUUCACCGAGCCGCUGUACUCUCCAACGGAACUUCUAGGCAUUGCAUCUAGCAAUCUGCGAAAACCCCUCCCCAUCCACGAGGUAAUCGCCCGUGUGGUCGAUGGCUCGGCGUUCGCAGAGUUCAAGCGCGACUACGGGACGACCCUGGUGACGGGCUUCGCGCAUAUUUAUGGGCAACAGGUCGGUAUCGUUGCCAACAACGGCAUCCUGUUUUCUUCUUCUGCAUUGAAAGGCGCGCACUUUAUCGAACUGUGUAGCCAGCGUGGCAUCCCGCUUGUCUUCCUGCAGAACAUUAGCGGCUUCAUGGUCGGUACUGAUGCGGAGAGGGAAGGCAUUGCCAAGAACGGCGCGAAGCUGGUCACCGCGGUGGCUUGCGCCGACGUGCCCAAGUUCACAGUUGUGGUCGGCGGCAGCUACGGUGCUGGUAACUACGGCAUGUGCGGGAGGGCAUAUUCACCCAGGUUUUUGUGGAUGUGGCCCAAUGCAAGGAUUGGUGUGAUGGGCGGCGAGCAGCUGGCCGCAGUGAUGGAGACCGUUGGAAAGACCGUGGAUGCGGGUCUGAAGGAGAGGAUCGAGAAAGAAAGCGAUGCCGUCUACUCGAGCGCCAGGUUAUGGGACGAUGGAGUCAUCCCCCCACAACAUACGAGGCGCUACCUAGGACUGGGCUUACGGGCUGCCAUGUCCGGCCGCAAUGAAGUCAAGCCUGGCGACACGAAGUUUGGUGUCUUCCGAAUGUAG
Messenger RNA from Diaporthe amygdali, 1935 nucleotides. RefSeq names its product carboxyl transferase domain-containing protein. Lineage: Eukaryota; Fungi; Ascomycota; Sordariomycetes; Diaporthales; Diaporthaceae. Gene Ontology annotation, cellular component: methylcrotonoyl-CoA carboxylase complex; mitochondrion. Bases 1 to 1935 code for a protein of 644 amino acids. Gene Ontology annotation, biological process: L-leucine catabolic process. The transcript has 3 exons. The record is from RefSeq and is a predicted model, not a curated record. Gene Ontology annotation, molecular function: methylcrotonoyl-CoA carboxylase activity.